Messenger RNA from Carassius gibelio (silver crucian carp), 1382 nucleotides. RefSeq names its product protein lifeguard 1-like. The record is from RefSeq and is a predicted model, not a curated record. The coding region runs from base 264 to 1283 and encodes 339 amino acids. Gene Ontology annotation, cellular component: endoplasmic reticulum; membrane; Golgi apparatus. NCBI's taxonomy places the organism in Eukaryota, Metazoa, Chordata, Actinopteri, Cypriniformes, Cyprinidae. The transcript has 8 exons. Gene Ontology annotation, biological process: negative regulation of apoptotic signaling pathway.
AAUCUGAAGGGGAACUGUGCGUGUGCCAAAAGGGGGCGCGCGUCUCGGGGCUGUUCUUACGGGAAGCGCGAGGAGCCCGCGGUGUUACAAACACAGCAGGUUAUUUUGUUUUAAAUCUACAAAAUCCUCGAGUUCAUUAAGUGAGUUACGUGCUUACACUUCGGUUGUUACUCUCCAGUCCGCAGCGACAGAGAACGCUGACUGACUAAAGGCACUUUUUCGAGUGGGAAUGAUACAUAUAUGAAAAGAGCUGAGAUCCAGUCAUGGCACAAAGUCAAAGUGGGUACACUGCUUUUGGAAACCCUCCUCUUGUCUCCGGCGUGGAUCAGCCUCCAUCGUAUGAUGCGGGUAUUCCUCACGGAGCUCUGGAUGCUGGCGUUCCCGUCGUUGUACCCGUCGGACCACCAUACCCUCCGCCCACUGCUUUUGGGAAUCCCAUGUCCGGACAGGGAGGCUCUGGAUAUCCACCGCAACCAUAUCCUCAAACAGCACCGCAUAUGACAGAUUCGUAUAGUAGCGGACCAUACGGACAACCACUUCCAUAUGAAGUGGCGAUGGUUGAGCCGGGACAGAGCGAUCCUCCUCCAGACUAUGAGAACGAGGAGUUCGAAGGCCCCGGACUCGACGAUAAAGCCGUCAGAAGAAUGUUCAUCCGGAAGGUUUUUUCUGUCUUGAGUCUUCAGUUGGCCAUCACCGUUGGCUUCGUGGCCUUGUUCACUUUUGAGCGUAAUGUCAAGCUGUUCGUGAAGCGGAAUGUUUGGACAUACUGGGUGGGCUACGUAAUAUUCCUGGUGCCCUACCUAGUGAUCCUGUGCUGCGGAGAGUUUCGCAGGAAGCAUCCGUGGAACCUCAUUUGUCUGAGUAUCCUGACGCUGGCGAUGUCCUACAUGGUGGGUGUGGUCUCCAGCUUCUACGACACUGAUAUCGUGAUAAUGGCCCUUGGCAUCACUGUGCUGGUCUGCUUCACGGUCAUCGUCUUCUCUCUGCAGACAAAAUAUGACUUCACUUCCUGUUAUGGUGUGCUGUUCGUCUGCUUUGUCGUCAUGCUGUUCUUUGGGAUCCUUUGCAUGUUCCUGUACAACAGGAUUCUGGACCUCAUCUACUCGGCGAUGGGCGCACUGAUGUUCACCUGUUUCUUGGCCGUGGACACGCAGAUGCUUCUCGGGAACAAGACUCUGUCCCUAAAUCCCGAGGAAUAUGUCUACGCUGCACUCACCCUAUAUAUGGAUAUCAUUCAAAUAUUGUUAUACCUUCUGCGGCUCUUGGGAAGAAGCCGUGGUUAAAUAUGCACCGCUGGAGGAAGAAAUGUAUGCGACUGGUUACAGAUUUUUAUGCAUUCUGUUUUUCUUUUAAGAAGGGAAUAAAGACAUUUUAUCAACAAA